Prinia subflava (tawny-flanked prinia) is the source of this 2502-nucleotide messenger RNA. RefSeq lists its product as uncharacterized. The coding region runs from base 1249 to 2289 and encodes 346 amino acids. The record is from RefSeq and is a predicted model, not a curated record. NCBI's taxonomy places the organism in Eukaryota, Metazoa, Chordata, Aves, Passeriformes, Cisticolidae. The transcript has 5 exons.
CGGCCACAGGCCCUUCCCCAGCCCACUGCCAGCAGGGAUUGUGUCACUGCACAGGACCAGCUCCAUCCUUCCACACCCGAGCUCCUCCCAGCAGAUCACGGGGACUCAUCCCAGUGCUGGGCAGCUGCAGCUCCUUUUCCAUGGCUGCCAUCCCAGGGAGGCUGCUGGGGGCUGCUGGGUGUGCAGCCUUUGCAGGAGUUCAGCUUUCCUGGCUGCUGGGUGUGCAGCCCUUGCAGGAGUUCAGCUUUCCUGGCUGCUGGGUGUGCAGCCUUUGCAGGAGUUCAGCUUUCCUGGCUGCUGGGUGUGCAGCCUUUGCAGGAGUUCAGCUUUCCUGGCUGCUGGGUGUGCAGCCUUCGCAGGAGUUCAGCUUUCCUGGCUGCUGGGUGUGCAGCCUUCGCAGGAGUUCAGCUUUCCUGGCUGCUGGGUGUGCAGCCCUUGCAGGAGUUCAGCUUUCCUGGCUGCUGGGGUAGUGGUGUUGGCCAAGAGUUGUUGGGACAGUGCUGGGUUAGCGGCUGCUGCUUCCCUUCACAGCCUGAGGAAAGGGGUGCCCAGUGUUCCCAGCUCCUUGACCUGAGCCCCAGGGGAGUGCAGCCUCCUGGUCUGCAGUGGAACCUCUGUUCUGCCAGCCUGCUCUGCCCCACGGCUGCUUCCCAGCCCCCUCCGUGCUCCCAGGUAUCGCUGGGUCAGAUGCACUGGGCAGGAGGAGUAUCCACGCUGUGUCCCGGACCAGGCCAGCCCUAGUGGUGUACCUGGCCAUGGGGCUGUCCAUGAGGAUCCCUGGUGUCACACCGACCCUUCAGGCCCUGCAGAGGGACAGCUGCAGCCUGGCCACAUCCAUCCCCUCAUGGUCUGUGGGUUUUGGCCCCUGUGUGGUUUGGGUUUCACUUCCGAGGGUGACAGAGCCGCUGUGAGAGCCGGGUGGGUGUGAGCUGUCACCGGGGCCGGCUGCGGUCCUGCCCCGGCGCCUCCCGGCGCUGCGCUGUCCCCGGCUGCCCCCGCAGCUCUGUCCCGCAGGGACCCCCAGUGCCAGCACCCCCUGACCCUGCGGUGGCACAGACGGCCCAGCCCUGCCCAGGGCCGGGGGAGGUGAAUGGGGGCUGCAAGCCGGGGGUGGCCAGGGGAGACACGGCUCUGUGCCAGCGCCCGGUGCCACCCUCACCCAAACCAUGUCCCACAGCCAAAGCCGGGACUCCCGCGGGCCUGGCCCUGGUGUCCAUGCGGUGCUGAGAGCCUCGGUGUCCCGCCGGGAUGGCCGAGCAGCCCCGGGGGCGGCCCCGAGGCGGGUUCGGGGAGCAGGAGUGCCCCGCUGGGGCACAGGGAUGCGGUGUGGACCAGCACCGAGGUGCGCUCGGCUUCAACUUCCUUCCCGGCGCCGAGCCCAUUUCCUCCGGCAUCACGUGCGGGGUGUGGGGCUGGGACAGCCCGGCACGGCUCGGCUCGGCUCGGCCUCGGGGCAGCCCCACAGCAGCAGAGCUCCCAGCACCAGCGAGGAUGGAACCCACCAAGCUCCCACUCACCAAGAGGAUGGCUCCUGCUCCCCCCGUUCCUGCCAAGACCAAACCAGCCCCUGUGCUGGCCACCAAGCCCAGUGAGCCGCAGCCCAGCGCCUCAGCUGACAUGGAGGGGGGCAGAGCCAGUGACCCAGAUGCCAAUGGCUUCGACACCGUGGCAGUCACCACAGCCAGGCUGAGCCACCCCACGGCCACACGGCCACGAGUGCCCGGCCAGCGGCCACCCAGCAUCGCCCUGGGGAGCACGGGGGGUCCCCGUGGGGGGGAGCAGCCCCAGGGGCUGCCCCGUGCUGCCCUCUGUGCCCCUGUCCCCAGCACAAGGCAGGUGCCAGUCCUGCCAUGGAGCACAGAAGGGCUGGAGGUGUUGGAGGGGAGGUCACUGGCCCUGGAGGAUCUAAAGGCUGAGGUCCGGACCCUGCACAUCCUUGUGGACCUGAUGCGAGUGCAGCACCUGCGGGACCUGCAGGACCUGCGGCAGGAGCUGUGCCAGGAGCGGGUCCAGCGCCAGGCGCUGCAGGUGAGUCCCUGGCAGGGGCUGCCUUGUCCUGGGGUCCCCUGUGCCCCCCAACAAUCACAGCCUCUCCCCACAGGUGGAGAUCGAGCGAGUGAGGAAGGGGCUGCCCUGUUAGCUCGGGGGGCUGUGGAGCCCACCCAUGGCACGGGGCAGGUGGGUGGCACAUGGUUCUGUGCCCCCCAACUGUGCUGCCCCCAGCCCAGUUCUGCACCCAUCCGGUACAAAUGCCCAGCCCACACCCAGACACUGCUCCUUGAAGCAUAACAGCCCCUGGACCUAUAGAAAUUGUUUAAAAUAAACUAUUUUGGAUACAAAGUGCUGUGUGGGGGUGCUCAGGGCACCACUGUUGGCUGCCAUGCCCCCGAAGGGCUGGGCUGGUCCUGCCAGGCACAAAGGGUCCCACCAUGGCAGAAGGGGUCCCACCCGGGCCUGUGGCAGGGUUGGGGCAGGGCCUCCUCCUCCUCCUCCUCCUCCUCC